Molecule: messenger RNA, 2568 nt
Organism: Letharia columbiana
Lineage: Eukaryota; Fungi; Ascomycota; Lecanoromycetes; Lecanorales; Parmeliaceae
Exons: 1
Coding region: 1-2568 (855 amino acids)
Source: RefSeq, a predicted model, not a curated record
AUGGACCUUGCAUUUCUUACCCGGCUCAUAGGCCUGGCUCUUGUAGCAUUGCCAGUAGCUUAUGCUUAUCCAUCUUCCCUAUCAUCCUCCAUCUCUGCACCACCCUCACAAGCGACCGUCACAAUUGCAGGUCAAGUCUUCAUAGUCGAUCCAGCAGAUAUCAUCCUGGACAGGACGACAAUACAACCUGGCUCAGCUGGAAUUUCCAUUAAUGGCCAAAUUGUGUCAGCUGACGCUGCUCAUGACCUCUUCGUGGAUGGCACCGAAAUACUUGCUGAUCCGACCGGCUCGAAUUCUGCCGAGAAUAUCGCUAACAACAAAACUGCCAAAUUCAGCAGUAAUGCAACGUUUUCCGGCAGUGUCCCGGCCAGCUCUGUCACAGCUACUGCCGCCGGAUACAACAUCCUGGGAGGAGAAAUUGCUCAUAUAGCGGUACAAGUGGCAAGCACUCAUGCAACAUAUCACGCGGGAGUUCCAAUCUCUACAUCCGUAUCUGCUUCGACGUCAAUGGCAGCAACACCUUCUGGCGGUUCAGCCCCUCUUGGACCUGUCGUGAUUCCCUCGGCUUCUUCCGCCAUGACCAAUUCCUCACUUUCGAAGGCCUCAACUGCUGGACUAGCUCCCAACGUCCAAGAGAAUGUAUCACAGACACAAUCUAGGAGUACAGGUUCGAAUUUUAUGUCUGCUUCGACGCCCAAGAUCAAUCUGAUCCCCACCGGUUCUUCCAUUCAUAGCAACAGUAGCUCUGGUUUCUACGUUGUUGCCGGAGCCUCGAAGAUAUCUUCAAGCGCGUCUUCUGAUCGACAGUCAAUGCAUUCAACGGGAACACCAUCUCCGUCGGCCAUAUUAGUGCCUGGUGGGCAGCCCAAUACCAUAACGACUGGUCCGACCCUAGCUAUUCCCACCAUUUCCUUAAACCCAACUGGAUCCGUGGCUAGUUCACAAGUUAUGCUGCUGGUUGGAGCAAUCUUUAGCAUCACUGAGGAGGCGAAGACCCUCUCUGCUAUCAUCAAAGACAACGGACCCAAGGUAUCUUUGGUUUCGAAAAUCAAGGGGAUUGAUGAUGGGAUCCUCAAUGAGCUGGAGGACAUGCAUCCUCCUGGCCCUCCUCCGUCGUAUGAAGAGGCGUGCCUCGAUGGGGCUAGCAUCUUUGACCUCUUGGAAGAUCUAGGAUGUCUCAAAGGCGCCUUCGACAAAGUAAUAGGCGAUCUUGAAGACGACACGCCUGAUAUAACAAAAAUACAGACCGUCUUUGAUAACAUUGGGAAAUUAGCGGAGAACCUUGAAAAGGAGGAAGAAGAUGACGAUGACGAUGAGACUUCUACCAGCGAAACGGACUCGCAGGCUUCAAAAACUCGGGACUCGGAAACGGAAGGAUCAAGCACUUCAAUGAGCAGUACGCCCAGCAUGACAUCAACCGCCUCGUCUCGCAUGUCGUCCAGUAGUUCAACGGCCACUGCAACCAUACAGCUUAUCGACAGGUACCCAUUGGCCGACCCUGACAUGUCUAACUACAGCGCUCCAGAUGUUGCCAAUCAAGCCUUCAUGGCGUUCCUAGGGGACAUUCUCUCGUCAGCCAACGGGAUCGGAUCUGGUCCAUCAGGCUUCGCCGUCGUUAUCGGAAGCGCCAAAGCAACAGCCAAUUCUUCUUCUUCUUCUUCUUCUUCUUCUUCUUCAUUGGCUGUGAUGUCUUCCUUACCCGCCACCGUCCGUACCUCUUCGUCAGCCAGGGUAGUGCCGUCGGAAGCCGCAGCAACAGGCAUUGGUAACCUAGGAAGUAUAGUAGCCCAAGUCACCAGCGAAGAAGCAGCCUCUUCGCAAGCUGGUUUCACAAGUGCCGCGGCAAGCCCAGGACUUUCAUCCGGUAUAGCAGCAGGAUUUGCCGCUCUAGGCGGAGAGAUAGCCCAAAUCGCGGCACAGCUAGCCACAACCCAUACAAUACAACCUGCGGGGGUGGCAGUCACCACUGGAAUACCAAUACCGACAUCAACAGCAGUAAACGACGACGCCCUAGGAGCCGAGUUAGCGGCCAUAGCAUACCAGAUCGCGUCCGCUUCAGUAGCAGCUAUAGACGCCGCAAAAAUUGCAUCGCCCUCACCAGUCACCUCUUCGUCACUCGCCCCCUCACCUGCACCUUCUCCCCAACCAACAGGUACCAAAUGGAGCAUCGAUCUCGCUUUCCAAAUCUACACCUGGGGCGGUGCCAACGCAAUGACCGAUUUCUACUACAAGAUUUGGAUGACGAAUCUCACCAGAGAUGCUGCAGGUCCCGACUUCUGCGCCGCGAAUAGCUGGAUCGCGAACGUGCCGAUCGACGAUGCCGUGACCAACGUGCCGCCAUAUCCCACGAAAGAUUUCAAGUUUGCCAUCCCGGCUGGGAUUCUUGAACCGGCGCCUUUGCCUUGCACGUGGCAGCCGAGUCCAGGGAACUCACAACCUGGCAGUAUGACGUGCAAUCCGGGCGGGGAGAUUGUGCUAUGCACGAUUCCGGUAACGACGGCCAUUACGUGUAAGCAAGACAACCCAGAUAGGAUAGGGCCACUGGCGCAAUGUGUGUUCUGGCAAUGA